Molecule: messenger RNA, 654 nt
Organism: Helobdella robusta
Lineage: Eukaryota; Metazoa; Annelida; Clitellata; Rhynchobdellida; Glossiphoniidae
Exons: 6
Biological process (GO): base-excision repair, AP site formation
Cellular component (GO): nucleus
Molecular function (GO): mismatch base pair DNA N-glycosylase activity
Source: RefSeq, a predicted model, not a curated record
AUGCCUCCUAAAAUUAAACAAGAGUUAAUCACAAACAUAAUACCACAAAGAAGAAAAAGAGACCGAUUCAAUGGUAGGACAGAAGAGGAAGUUUUGGGAAUGAAACUUCCUGACCACCUGAAGCCAGACCUGGAUAUCAUCAUUAUAGGUAUUAAUCCUGGUUUGACGGCUGCCUACGUGGGACAUCAUUAUGCCGGACCGGGAAAUCAUUUUUGGAAGUGUUUAUAUUUAUCUGGUCUCAUCCCCGAACCGAUGAAUGCAUAUGAUGAUGCCAAGCUGCUGCACUUUGGCAUUGGGUUCACAAACAUUGUGGAACGAACAUCCAGGGGAAGUGCAGAUUUAACUAAAAAAGAAAUACAAAUUGGUGCACAAAUUUUGCAAGAAAAAAUUGCAAAAUACCAGCCUAAGAUAGCUGUCUUCAAUGGGAAAGGCAUAUAUGAAGUCUUCUGUGGUCACAAGAAAUUCAUCAUUGGCAAACAACCAGACCCUUUUCCAGGAACCAAUACAGUGAUUUAUGUGAUGCCUUCUUCGAGUGCUCGUUGUUCCCAGCUACCAAGAGCCGUGGAUAAAGUACCCUUUUAUGCCGCUCUCAAGAAACUUCGAGAUUAUUUGAAUGGACGAAUCACUGAGGUCUGUGAUUCUGAUUUUUUAUUU